Messenger RNA from Helianthus annuus (common sunflower), 1302 nucleotides. Its product is annotated as sufE-like protein 1, chloroplastic/mitochondrial. The transcript has a single exon. NCBI's taxonomy places the organism in Eukaryota, Viridiplantae, Streptophyta, Magnoliopsida, Asterales, Asteraceae. The record is from RefSeq and is a predicted model, not a curated record. Bases 13 to 1188 code for a protein of 391 amino acids.
ACAAAAUAACCAAUGUCAAGAUCGCCGGCUAAAUGGUGUGCUUUGAUGCACCAACCCUUGUAUCAAACCAAACCAAACAAAAUCAACCCAAUUUUUUUUUUGACACCAAACAAACUAACAACCAUGUCUUUCUCUUCCUCUUUCCGUUUGUUCUUCCCCAAAUUCCCCAAUUCUUUACCCCUUUUCAAAACCCUAACCCUCUCUCCUCCUUUCCCACUUUCCCCAAUAAAUCUUCAAAUCAUCAAACCCAUCACAAUCCAAUCAAUACCCACAAGAUCAUUUCCCAUUAACUCCACUUCUCAAUCAUCAUCAAACCCCAACAACAACAACACACUCCAACCCAUUGAAGAACUCCCCCAAAAGCUUCAAGAAAUCAUCAAUCUUUUCCAGUCCGUACAAGACCCAAGAGCCAAGUAUGAACAGCUGUUGUUCUAUGGCAAGAACCUUAAACCCCUCGAAACCCAGUUCAAAACUGAUGAAAAUAAGGUCAAAGGUUGUGUUUCUCAGGUCUGGUUAAGAGCUUACUUUGAUUCUGAUAAUAAAAAUGUCAUCUUUGAGGCUGAUUCUGACUCUGUACUUACUAAAGGUUUAGCUGCUUUACUUGUUCAAGGUUUGUCUGGUCAUACAGUUCAAGAAAUCUUGAGGGUUUCCCCUGAUUUUAUUGUGCUUUUGGGGUUGCAACAGAGUUUAACACCUUCUAGAAAUAAUGGGUUUUUGAAUAUGUUGAAGUUAAUGCAGAAAAAGGCCUUCACUUUGUUUGUUGAAGCUGAGAAAGGGGUUGAAUCACGGAAUGAGAUUAAAAAACCUGUCGAAAAAGCCGAGUCUGGUUCGAAUUUUGAGAACCCAAUUGAGAAUUCAAAAUCCAAUAAUGAUGAUGAUGAUGUGGAUGUGGAUGUUGGUGUUUUGGGUAGUAGAGGACAGAGGAUAUUGGAGAUAUUAAAAAGGGAGCUUGCGCCGGUUGAGUUGGAGGUUAAAGAUGUGUCGUAUCAACACGCGGGGCAUGCGGGGGUGAGGGGUAGCAACAAUGGGGAGACACAUUUUGAGUUGAAAGUGGUUUCGAAGGAGUUUGAAGGGAAGAGUAUGGUUAAGCGGCAUAGGCUUGUUUAUUCUCUGUUGGCGGAUGAGUUAGAAAACGGGUUACAUGCUUUAUCGAUCGAUGCAAAGACACCUACAGAAAUCGGUCAGUAGUAGAUGAAAUGGAUUUAUUGAAUGAGGUUAUGCGUUUGUUUUUCACUCAAAUUGAUGUUUUUGCUGUGAAACUUAUAUUGAAUUCAAUACAUAAUAAAAAUGUUUAUUUGUGCA